GGCUUCCAGACACUUCUCGCGGGCAACCAUCGGACAGGCUCUCAAGACGGCGCCGGGAAUGACACGAGCUUCUCCAAUCCUGUCGGAAUUUCAGUCAGUGCUGACAGCCAGUAUGUCGUCAUCGCCGACUACUUGAACAGCUUGAUCCGCUUGCUCUUCGUGCCCCUACUGCAAGUGACAACAGUCGCCGGGACAUCCGGGUCAGGGUAUGAGGACGGAACCUGCGCCAUGGCAAAAUUUGAUGGGCCAAUCGAUGUAGUUUGGGGGAUCGACAAGAGCUUGGUCUUGAUCGCAGACUUCUGGAACAACCGCAUCAGGAGCCUCAACUUGUCUUCUUGCUCCGUAUCGACGAUCGCCGGCUCCGGGGCCUUCGGUCAGCUGGAUGGCUCCACCGCUGCCGCCACCUUUGCGGGCCCCUGUAGUCUCGCGCUGACGUCACAGGGGAGCAAGCUGCUCGUCGCUGAGUUCUCCGGGCACUCCGUCCGCAUGAUUGACCUGUCGAAGAACACAGUGACCACCCUCGCAGGCUCCGGCAUCGCUGGGCUUCAGGAUGGGGUGGGGUUGAUAGCGCAGUUUACCAACCCAUGGGAUCUGACGGUCUGGGAGGAGGAGGGAGCAGCUUUCGUCAUC
This is a messenger RNA of Guillardia theta CCMP2712, 630 nucleotides long. RefSeq lists its product as hypothetical. Lineage: Eukaryota; Cryptophyceae; Pyrenomonadales; Geminigeraceae. The transcript has a single exon. The record is from RefSeq and is a predicted model, not a curated record. The annotation marks the transcript as partial.